AUGGGUCCUAAAUUUCUGACUGCGCUUGCUCUUUCAGCACUGGCUUGUGCAUCAGCCAUUGAUACCCAACUCGUUGGGAAUUCUACACGAGCACCAGAUGCAACAUGUUACUGGGACGGCACAUCCCCGUUCUGCGCGGGAAGCUGUCCUACGGGCUACGAAGACUGUGCCACCAGUGGUUGCGGUGACGGAGCUUGCUGUUGGACCGGAUACAAGAAGUUUUGCUGUCGUGGUGGGUGCCCUGACCGCGAAACUCUAGCGAUUGAGAUUGCGAAAGAGUUCGCUGCACCCAAGCCAGAGUUUGAUGCCGGCCUCAACGGUGGUCUUGACGGUGGUGAUGUUGAUGGCGUUGAUGUUACUACCUCCGAUCAUCAGGAAUGA
Messenger RNA from Xylaria bambusicola, 381 nucleotides. RefSeq lists its product as uncharacterized. Bases 1 to 381 code for a protein of 126 amino acids. The transcript has 3 exons. The record is from RefSeq and is a predicted model, not a curated record. Lineage: Eukaryota; Fungi; Ascomycota; Sordariomycetes; Xylariales; Xylariaceae.